Messenger RNA from Dentiscutata erythropus, 1163 nucleotides. Lineage: Eukaryota; Fungi; Glomeromycota; Glomeromycetes; Diversisporales; Gigasporaceae. The record is from the annotation of a GenBank genome assembly.
UCACUCUCAUAAAUAAACCUUUUGUCUAUGCUGUUGACAAUUCAACGCAGAAAAGCACGGAAAGCCUUAAUACUUAUGGCAAAACUGCAUUUGAUACUUAUUAUAGUUCAAUUUUACCAAUUUUAGCUCUAAUUCUUUUGGGUAACAAAAAAAAUUGGCUUAACAGUUUGUUCGACGAUAUAAUUAUAUUUCUGUCAAUUAUAAUUCCAUCUAUCGUACGCUUAUUUAUGACAACUCAUAAAUAUUAUGCAACUUUCGCAAUAGUAUGCGUAUUUGCUGGAAUAAUUGUUUUACCUUUAUUCUAUAUUUGUAAAAAUGUAGAUUAUGGAGAUAUGGGCUUUCUAAAUAGCUUAGCCUCAAAAAAAAAAUUCAAACCUAGGAUAUACGUAUUGCUUUGUAUCUUUUUUCCUUGUCUCUUGCUUAUUUGUUCAAUACUGCCAAAUGAGGCCAACGUUUUAAAUGAAUCAUUUCAAAGUACUAACAUGACAGCAGCUUUAGAUUUCUCUUCUGAAAUUGUUUCUAUUGUUUGCGGUACUGAGCAAGAUCUUUCUAUAUGUAAAAUAUCAUAUCGGAUCUCUAUUAUUUCUGGUUAUAUCUGUUGUUUGAUUGCAGUUGUAGACUUUGUUACUAGUAAGAUGAAGAAUUCACAAGAAAUUAGAAAGAUUAUUGAGGAGCUUAAGAAGCUUAAGGAACUUGAUGAGUUUGAUGACAUAAGAAAAAUUAAUAAAAUUUUUCAUGAAGUGCAAUAUUUUGAGUUAAUGGAUCGUCAAAAAGUUAUUUUGAUUAUUAGCAAAGAUUUAUCGGUAAUCAAGAGUCUUGUAAAAAAUAUUAAAGAAUACAUUGAAGGGAAGAUUGAUAAUAAGAAAGAACCCGAUAAUGAAUCUGAAGGGAAGAUUGAUAAUAAGAAAGAACCCGAUAAUGAAUCUAAAGGGAAGAUUGAUAAUAAGAAAGAACCCGAUAAUGAAUCUGAAAAAAACACAAUUAUACUUAUAACAAAGUACCUUGAUGAAAAUUUAGAACAUUAUGAAAAUAAGGAUAUAUUAUCAAAUGAAAGUAAAGAAAUGAUUGAUAAAACCAAAGAAACUUUGUUAGAGGCUCGCAAACUUUUGCACGCUGUCAAAAGAGUAAUUAAAUCUAAAAAGCAACAAACAUCGCCAGUAUAA